AUGUCAAAAUCCCUCUUUGACAUUGUCUCGGACUUCCCAUACUACGAGGAGGCACCAGCCCGCUUCACCGACACGCUCAAAUACUACCAUGCAUUGAGAGUAGAAGGCAUCGAUGCAACUCUCGGAUACAUCCCAAACACUCUUGUACGAAGCAUCUCCUGGCCAAAGGAGCAUUGGAUGAUUGACUCUGGGACAAUUGUCCUAAUCAACCCCCCGGACAGUGCAGCGUCCACACGGACUCGAAUCAUCCAAGACGCAAUCAACAAGAUGAUUGAGGCCGGGUACACAGAUAUCCUAAAAGGCUGGCGCAACGAGCGAUUCCCUGUCUAUGGUCCCAGCGGCGACGUGAUCCUGGAGAUUGAACGGUCCGCGAGCUCACUAUUCGGUAUUGUAACGAGCGGCGUGCAGAUGCUUUGUUACGUUAAGGAUGCAAAUGGUAUUCAACUCUGGAUUGCGAAACGCUCGAUGCAGAAACAGACUUAUCCAGGUAUGUUGGACUGCACUGCCGCCGGGGCCCUGAGCACGGGAGAGUCGCCGCGAAGCGCCAUGAUCCUCGAGGCUACGGACGAGGCGUCUAUUGACCGCAAGAUUAUCGAAAGUGGCAUGAGAUACGUCGGGGCUAUCUCGUAUUUCCACAUGAAAGGCUCGUCUGUUGCAUUUGGGAGCGAGGGGUGCUCGACGACUGUUCUGUUGCCCGAAGUCGAAUACCUAUUCGAACUUCAGCUCGACGAGGAUACUGUUCCCCGGCCGAAGGAUUCAGAGGUGGAGAACUUUCGACUUUGGAAUGUGGACCAGGCGCUUGACGCCUUGGGCAGGGGACUGUUUAAACCGAAUAGUGCGGUUGUAGUCAUCGACUUUUUGAUUCGCCACGGGGUCAUCACGCCGGAGACGGAGCCAAUGUAUGAAGAGAUUAUAAGGAGACUGCAUCGAGAGCUGCCGUUUCCAACAGCAGACUGGUCCACCUAA
Molecule: messenger RNA, 966 nt
Organism: Aspergillus lentulus
Lineage: Eukaryota; Fungi; Ascomycota; Eurotiomycetes; Eurotiales; Aspergillaceae
Product: NUDIX hydrolase
Molecular function (GO): 8-oxo-dGDP phosphatase activity
Source: RefSeq, a predicted model, not a curated record